Panicum hallii is the source of this 801-nucleotide messenger RNA. Its product is annotated as spidroin-1-like. The transcript has a single exon. Bases 1 to 801 code for a protein of 266 amino acids. The record is from RefSeq and is a predicted model, not a curated record. NCBI's taxonomy places the organism in Eukaryota, Viridiplantae, Streptophyta, Magnoliopsida, Poales, Poaceae.
AUGGGCGCGCGGGGAGACGGCGUCAAGAAAGACCCGGCGGCUGCGGCGGCGGCGCCUGCCUUUGAGGCCGUCGAUGGCGAUCUCUCCGGAGCGUGGCCCGUUGGACAGGCCGGCGUUGACUUCGGUGGACAAGGCUCCGUGAGGCCUGGCGACGGGGAUCUCCGCCCUCAAAACCUCUUUGGACUGGGCGCCGGUGUGAGGGGCUUCGCUUCACCCGGCUUGGGGGGAGCACGACGUUCCACGGUGCUCGGUGGCGGGGAUCUCCGGCCGCAAGACCUCUCCUUCGACGCCCCGGCCCCGCCCGGCGGUGGCCUUGAUAAUGCCUUCGACGUCCCAGUGCCAGGGCUCGGCCGCGGCGCCGGCGGAGGCCUCGGAUCUCCUGACGGCCGGCUCACGCGUCCACUACUGGGCGCCCAACACGUCGGCGGUGCCGGCCCGGCGCCGGCCGGCCGCCGUGGUUAUCCCCACGGGCCGGAGCGAGACCCACUCGGCGCCAUCGCACGAGAGAUGCAGGUGCCCGGGGACUCCCGGAGCGCCGCCGGCGGCGACCGCGGUGGGAUGACGCGUCACCUCGCCCUCCUAUUCUUGCUGCUGGGCGCGGUGACGCUCGCCGGCGAGCCCAACGCGCCGUGGCUCAGCCAGCUCGGGGCCCUACUGGCCUGGCUCGCCGGGUGCAUCCUGCUCUUCCUGUCACUGCUCGCCGGCCGCGCGAGGUCCGGCUCGCUCCUACCCGCAGUUCUCCGCCCUCCUACCUGUCAAGAGUUCGACAGCGAUGGCGAUCAGUCCUGCACAGUUCCGUAG